AUGACAUAUGAUGAAGAAAUCGAAAAUACUCGAAAUAUUUAUAUAUCAAAACCGAUUCGAUGUAUUGCAUUAGCAUUAGCAUUAACCUAUUAUUUUCGACUUCCAACACAAGAUGAUAAUGAACAACGACGUGAUAAUAAAACACCAACUCGUGAAAAACUUGCUGAAAUUCUCUCUCAAUAUAUAUCGGAUUUUGUUUUUAUAAUUCAAAAUGAACUUGAAAGAUUUGUUAAUACUAAUCAUUUCAUGAUUCCACAUAGUGUAGCUGUCAAUCAAGCCAUUCGUGAACAUAUCUUCUCAAUUGUUGUUUGUAUUUGUACUCGAACACCAUUGUGUAUUAUCGGUGCACCAGGUCAAUCGAAAACACUUUCAUUUCAAAUUGUUUUACAAAAUCUUCAAGGUUCACAAUUAUCGACAAAAAAAUUUUGUAAACGUUUGCCAAGUAUCGAUCCAUUCUUUUGUCUUGGAUCGAAAUAUACUCGUUCAGAAGAUAUUGCAUAUGUAUUUGAACGAGCCAUUAAGCGUGAACAACACUAUGAACAAAAUCGAAUAAAUACACGAUGUGUUGUUUUCUUAGAUGAAGCAUCAUUACCUAAUGAAAAGAAAAUGGUCUUGAAAGUUUUACAUCCUUAUCUUGAUGAAUGUCGAGUUGCUUUUGUAGCCGUAGCUAAUAAAGCAUUCGAUGCUGCCAAUGCUAAUCGAAUGGUUUGCAUCUAUCGAUCGUUGCCAUCGGAAGAGGAUCAACAAGUAUUGGCCUAUGGUUGUCUCGGUCUUGAAAUUAAUCCACAACAAAGUCGAUAUGCUACGACUCGUCUCGAAAAGAUUAUUUCAGGACUUUGUCAAGGUUAUCGUUGUAUACUUACUUGUCCACAUAUUCCGAAAAUUUUUCAUGAUCGAGAUUUUAUUUAUAUGCUACGAGAAUUACGCUUCGAUUUACCAACAACAUCAGACGAUCAAACAACAGCUAUUAGUGGAAUUACACCAAUUAGUUUAUUACAUGCACUUGAAGACAAUUUCAAUGGAAUAGAUAAAGUUGAAUUUAAAGAAUUAGUUAAAAUCUUUUUCACAUCUGUUCAAGAACAGUGUUCUGAUUUUCAAUUACCUUUAGAAGAAGAAAAUCAUCAAAUUUAUCGUAAUAUUCCAUCUAUUCUUCGUGAAUCUAUGAAACUCGAUUCGAUUCGUCGUCGUUUAUAUGGUCGAUAUAAAUUAAUUGUUGAUGAGUCUGAAGAUGAGAGUGCAAUGAAUUUAUUAUUACAAUUAAAUAUUCUUAAUUUUGAUUCUAAUCGAACGAAUAUAUUUCGAAUGUCGGAUUUUGCCGGUGAUUUGAAUAAUGAAUUACGAAAUGUUGAAAUUUUAUCAAUAAUUAAACUUUGUAUGGAAACAGGAAAAACAAUUUUAAUGGUUAAUACAGGACGAAUUCAUGGUUCACUUUAUGAUGUAUUUAAUCAAAAUUUUUCAAUUAUGGCAACAGGUGAUACACGAAAAAUUUUCUCGAAAGUAGCCAUUGGUCCAAAAACGAUUGAUGUUGUUGUUCAUGAAGAUUUUCAAUGCAUUGUUCAUAUUAAACGAAGUGAAUUCAAAGAAAUACCUGCUCCAUUUCUUAGUCGUUUUCAAAAAUAUUCAUUGAGUAUCAACGAUUUCUAUAAUAUUCAAUUACAAAAAUUACCUCAAAAUGAACAAAUUCUUUUGAAAACAAUUGAGCAAAAAGCAUCAACAUUUAUUCAACAUUUCGGACGACAAUAUUUCUAUGGAUUUAAUGAAAAUACACUUUAUUCGUUUCUUUUAUCAUUAAUAAAAGCCAAUGAAAAUGGUGAUCAUUAUCUAUUGAGUCCAAAUCAAUAUUAUUCACAAUUAACAAUCAAAUCAAAAUCUUUUAUUGAACAGAAUCCUGCCGAUAUUAAUCAAUGUUGGUUACGUUCGAUAUUGUCGAAAUUGAUGCAACUUGUUUCACCUGAAUCAAUUAUAUUGAAAUUGCCAACAUUUGAUGGUAAUAUGGCACGAUGGUUAUGUACGAAUUAUUUUCAUCAACAAGAACAUUUUAGUAUUGAAAAUUUUAUUCAACAACUUAUUUCCAAACCAUUGAUAGAUCGAGAUAAUAGUGAUUUAACUGAACAUAUUACAAUAGUAACAAAAGUAAUGAUAUUUACACGAACAUCUCCAUAUAUAAUCGGUUUAAAUGAACAAUCAACCGAUACAUUAUUCACUAGUUAUAACAAUAAUGAAAAGAUCGAUCUUCUAAAUUUGAAUACAAUCGAAAGUUCUGUUGAAUUAGAAGAAAGGUUUCAAAAUUUUGAAAAUGAUACAAAUAAAAUUGUCUUUAUGGUAAUAAUAGAUGGUCGCAUAGGGCAUCAACACGUGCAUAUUCCAUUUGUUCGACAACUUGUCGAUAAAAGCGAAUAUUUAUGCAAUGUAGUCAAACGAAAUCGACAAAAAUAUUUUCUUAUUCUUGUUCAUUCACCGGCACAAGAACUAUAUCAUCAAUCAAGUUUUCAAUCGAUUUUUCUACAUAAUUGGGAAUUUUAUUUCUUUGAUACAUGUGCAUCUGGUAGUGCAUUUCAUCUUCAAAAAAUGUUACAAAUUCUCUCGUCAACACACGAUCAAAAAUUAGAAUCAUUCGAUAACAUUUUAUGCGAUUUAAACAUUCUAUUUGAUGAUUGUCUAUGGGAUUUUUGUUCACGAAUUCAAAAUAUGCUUCCAGAAUUAUCACAUGAUGCAUUCAAAAAUGAAUUAGCUUAUACAUUCUAUCAACAUCAAACAAGUACAAUUCGUCGUGUAAAAUGUUUGAAACAAAUUCUUAAACAAUGUACACAAUUACAAACACAUAUUGUCAAUAUUUAUCAUGAAAGUUUAUCAAUACAGAAGAAUUCGUCAGAAAAGAUCUAUAAGAUGAUUUAUGAUAUUUCUAAAGACAUCCUAUGUGGUAAACGUUUCGAUGGUCUUGUCAAUUCGAUUCAAUCUCAAACACGAAUUUCAUUUGCAAAUUUUGUUUCAAAUAUUUUCAAAUUUAUUAUUAAUGACUAUGGUCUUGAUACACUAUUAAAAUUAUCAACAACGAACACUGGUUAUGACUCAUUAUUGAAUUUAAUCGAUUAUUCUUCAUUUAUUGUUAAUAAUAACGAUAAGAAUAUUCUAUCGUCAUCAACAACAAAUGAAGUAAUUCAACUUACUUGUCAUUAUUCGUACAUUCCAGAAACACCAUUAUACUAUUUAAUUCAUCAACGUAUCAAAUCGUGUGCUGAUAAAAUUAAACAAAAAAUACUUCUCGGAGAAAAUGAAUACAAAGGUUCAUAA
This is a messenger RNA of Rotaria sp. Silwood2, 3291 nucleotides long. Lineage: Eukaryota; Metazoa; Rotifera; Eurotatoria; Philodinida; Philodinidae. The record is from the annotation of a GenBank genome assembly.